AUGGCUGCAACUGUGGAUAUGUCUCUUGAUGACAUUAUAAAGAAAAACAGAGAGAGAGGUAGAGGACGAGGUAGGGCCAGCCGUGGCCGUGGAACUGGUAGGCCGUUUAACAGUGGCCGUGGAACUGGUAGGCCGUUUAACAGUGGCCGUGGAUCUGGUAGGCCGUUUAACAGUGGAAGGAUGGCUGGGGCAGUUCGUAGAGGCCCUCUCUCAGUGAAUGCUCGGCCAUCAAAAUACACAAUUGCUAAGGCAAGCUCAAAACUGUGGAUGAUCUCAUCUCUCCUAGUUCAUGGUGUUUUUGCAAAGGAGUUCCUUCGCUUAACUUCAGAACUGGAGCUCUCACCUAUAUCAAAGCAUUGGGUUUCUCAUGCACCUUCUCGAAGAAUUAGGAGUUUGCCUUGGCACCAUGAUUUGCUUGAGGAUAGCAUUAGAGCGGCAGGGAUUACAGGAUUAGAAGUUGGAACCAAGUUGUAUGUUUCGAACUUGGAUUAUGGCGUGACCAAUGAAGACAUAAGGGAGCUCUUUGCAGAGAUUGGAGAUCUGAAACGUUUUGCUGUUCACUAUGACAAAAAUGGUCGCCCAAGUAGCCUUUUAUUGGUGACCCUUCUUUUCCUUGGUUAUGGAGUUAGUGCCUUCCAUGAGCUAGGCUCGGCUGAAGUUAUGUAUACCAGAAGAAGCGAUGCGUUUUCCGCUCUUAAGAAGUAUAACAAUGUACUGUUAGAUGGAAAGCCUAUGAAGAUUGAGAUUGUGGGUACCAAUCCAGAGGUGCCUAUUUCCGCUCGAGUGAAUGUUACUGGAGCAAAUGGAAAGAAGAGGAGAACUGUUGUUAUGACGCCUGGAUCAGCUCCUGGAAGAGGCGCACCUGUGAAUAAUCGUGGUUCUGGACUUGCAAAUAAUAAUGUGAUGUAUGUGUUGCUGGAUCUGUGCAGUCAGAGCCGUCGUGGGGGUGGGGGUCUGAGGAAUGGUGUGAGGAAUGGUCGUGGUCGUGCUCCGGGCCGAGGACGUGGACGUGGCAAGAUGCAACCUGUUGAUAAGUCUGCAGAUGAUCUGGAUAAGGAAUUGGAAACCUAUCAUGCUGAAGCCAUGCAAACUUAA
Dovyalis caffra is the source of this 1095-nucleotide messenger RNA. Lineage: Eukaryota; Viridiplantae; Streptophyta; Magnoliopsida; Malpighiales; Salicaceae. The record is from the annotation of a GenBank genome assembly.